UAAUGACUGUGCACAGUGUACGGAGAUAGUGCGAAUUGCGCGUUUUGUCGCAAAUACUUCUAUCCAUUCGGCUGUCGGCAGUCUCCUUCCUUAGUUUUGUUACUAGUCUGUAAUCAUGACUCGUGAGAACUGGGAAAGUGGAAAUGUUCAGUUGAUAUAAAGCGCACUACAUAGAAAUGCACAAUAGUGUUGUACGAAUUCACUAGUAACGCGGAAGUGCUCCGGAGUUCCUUAUUUGACGAGUCUCUUUGUUUUUGUUUUUCAUUUGUAACUUUUCUGCUUGUGCCGCUAUGGAAUUCCCACAUUUGGGUCAGAACUGCAGCAAAGAGACGUGCAAACGUUUUGAUUUCCUGCCAGUUAAAUGCGAUGCCUGUUCGGGUAUAUUUUGUUCUGAUCACAUGAGCUAUAGCAGCCAUCAAUGUCAAUCUGCUUACAAAAAAAAUGUACAAGUACCCAUGUGUCCUUUGUGCAACAAACCAGUACCAAUACCACGGGGGCAAGAACCAGAUUUUACUGUUGGGCAACACAUUGACAAUGACUGUCAGUUUACUGAAAGUAGAAAGGUGUUCACAAAUAGAUGCAUGGUAACAAAAUGUCGAGGUAAGGAAGCCGUGCCUUUGGUAUGUAGUGAAUGUCGUCAAAACCAUUGUUUUAAACAUCGUCAUCCUUUAGAUCAUGGUUGUACUGGUAGUGCAAAAUCUGUCCAAAGAAAAGUGACGGAUGUUAAAAAUUUAUUUGGAACCAAUGGAAUUAUAAAAAAAGCUUUCACUGCAACUGCAAUACAGGGAAAUAUGAGUGAAGAUGAAGCAUUAGCAAGAGCCUUAGCUGAGUCUGAACGUUUAACGAACAAAAAUACCACAAGUCCUCAACCAAGAUGUUCUGUUGCAUAAAAUUGUUAAUUUUUAUUAAAUCAAGCACAAAAGAUACCAUUUUUUAUUAAUAUUUUUAAAAGAUUAUUAUACAUUCCAGACAUUUUAUGUAUCAAAUGAAAUAUUUUAUUUUAUAUAUGUUAAUAUUGUGAUCAUGUAUUUUAAGCAAUACCAUUUAAAAUUAACCUACUUCAUAAAACCGAAUAACCUGAAAAAAAUACUCCGUCCUUGUUGGUGUUCAUGUUUUUAUUUUAAAUUUCUUCAAUUCAAAUUUACAUACAUUAAAAAUGAAUAAACUUGUUAUUUUAUUAUUAAUGUAUAAUGUAUAUGUAAAUUUAAAUAACUGAAUAUAUAAUAGGCAUGA
Molecule: messenger RNA, 1233 nt
Organism: Rhopalosiphum maidis (corn leaf aphid)
Lineage: Eukaryota; Metazoa; Arthropoda; Insecta; Hemiptera; Aphididae
Product: AN1-type zinc finger protein 2A
Exons: 6
Coding region: 291-890 (199 amino acids)
Biological process (GO): protein targeting to ER; proteasome-mediated ubiquitin-dependent protein catabolic process
Cellular component (GO): cytoplasm; endoplasmic reticulum
Molecular function (GO): zinc ion binding
Source: RefSeq, a predicted model, not a curated record